CCUUGACGUCGUGGCGAGAUCGUUAGCUCUGCAGGGACCCGGACGCGACCAAGGGGAGGCAGAAGGCAGGACAUGAAUAUAGUUACCAAAUCAAGAAGUUUGCAACUACUGGGAGCUGCAAAAGCAAAAACAAAAGCGAUUCUGUGAAAAUACAACUAUUUUUAGAAUAUCCUAAGCUAUUAUUUUAUGUUCAAGGGAAGAUUGCUUAAAAAAAAGAAGUUGCUUCUGUAAAUUAAAUGUGAUUUCUCUUUGGAGCAAGGAGGAUAUCCUGGAUUGAGGGUUGACAAGAGGUCUGUGCACAGAAUGUGAGAUCCACUGGGACAGGGACUGGAUUUAUUAUCUUCCUCACACCUAGAACCAUGCCAAUUGAGGACUCUGCACUUGCCCAAGAGAAGAAUCUAAAGAAAUCAGAGCAGCCCAGGUAGUUCUGAAAGCCAUGGCACAGGGCCUGGUAACAUUCAGGGAUGUGGCCAUAGAGUUUUCUCAGGAAGAAUGGAAGUGCCUGGAACCUGCCCAGAGAAACUUGUACAGGGAUGUGACUCUGGAGAACUUCAGUAACUUGGUGUCACUAGGACUUUCCAUUUCUAAGCCUGACCUCAUUUCCUUACUGGAACAAGGGAGAGAACCCUGGAUGAUUGCAAAUGACGUGACAGGACCAUGGUGUCCAGAGCUGGAGUCCAGGUGUGAGAAAUUUCCACAAAAAGAUAUUUUUGAAGUGGAGUCAUUCAAUUGGGAGAUCAUGGAAAGCCUUAAAUGCUGUGAUUUUGAGGGCUCCAGUUUUGGAGAUGACUGGGAAUGCAAAGGCCAAUUUGAAAGACAACGAGUAACUCAGGAAUGCUGUUUCAAGCAAGUAAAAAUCACAUAUGAAAACAUGCCCACUUUUGAGCAUCAUACAUCCCUCACUUUACAUCAGAACAAUGAGAUUGGUGAAAAACUGAUCGAAUGUAAUGAGUGUGGGAAAGCAUUUAGCCGUGGCUCACACCUUAUUCAGCAUCAGAAAACUCAUACUGGUGAAAAACCAUUUGACUGUAAGGAAUGUGGGAAGACCUUUAGUCGUGCCUCACACCUUGUUCAACAUCAGAGAAUUCAUACAGGUGAGAAACCUUAUGAUUGUAAGGAAUGUGGGAAGGCCUUUGGUCGUACUUCAGAACUUAUUCUACAUCAAAGACUUCAUACUGGUGUCAAACCCUAUGAAUGUAAAGAAUGUGGAAAGACCUUUAGACAGCAUUCACAACUUAUUCUGCAUCAAAGAACUCACACGGGUGAGAAACCCUAUGUAUGUAAAGACUGUGGGAAGGCUUUUAUUCGUGGCUCACAACUUACUGUUCAUCGGAGAAUUCAUACAGGUGCAAGACCCUAUCAGUGUAAAGAAUGUGGGAAAGCCUUCAGACAGCAUUCACAGCUUACUGUCCACCAGAGGAUUCAUACUGGUGAGAAACCCUAUGAGUGUAAGGAAUGUGGGAAGGGCUUUAUUCAUAGCUCAGAAGUUACUCGACAUCAAAGAAUUCAUUCUGGGGAGAAACCCUACGAAUGUAAGGAAUGUGGGAAGGCUUUUAGACAACAUGCACAGCUUACACGACAUCAGAGGGUUCAUACUGGUGACAGACCCUAUGAAUGUAAGGACUGUGGGAAGGCCUUUAGUCGUAGUUCAUACCUUAUUCAACAUCAAAGAAUUCAUACAGGUGACAAACCCUAUGAAUGUAAGGAAUGUGGGAAAGCCUUUAUCCGUGUUUCACAACUGACUCAUCAUCAGCGAAUUCAUACUUGUGAGAAACCCUAUCAAUGUAGGGAAUGUGGAAUGGCCUUUAUUCGUAGUUCACAACUUACUGAACAUCAGAGAAUUCAUCCUGGUAUCAAACCUUAUGAAUGUAGAGAAUGUGGGCAGGCCUUUAUUCUUGGCUCGCAGCUCAUCGAACACUACAGGAUCCAUACUGGUUAGAAAGCCUUGAAUGUUAAGGGUAUAGGAAAGCCUUUACAUGGAUUUCACACCUGACUCAAUAUUAGGUAAUGUGUAAUGUAAUGUGAUUCAUGUCAGAAAACCCUCACUUGUCAUUUCCAUUACGGAACAUGGGAUUAUUCCUACCAGAAGAAAAUUCAAUAAAUGCAGGAAUUCU
Molecule: messenger RNA, 2114 nt
Organism: Prionailurus viverrinus (fishing cat)
Lineage: Eukaryota; Metazoa; Chordata; Mammalia; Carnivora; Felidae
Gene: ZNF565
Product: zinc finger protein 565
Exons: 8
Coding region: 437-1939 (500 amino acids)
Biological process (GO): negative regulation of transcription by RNA polymerase II
Molecular function (GO): DNA-binding transcription repressor activity, RNA polymerase II-specific
Source: RefSeq, a predicted model, not a curated record